GUGCGAGGGUAUAUUGACAAGUCAAAUUUGGUGAAGCACAUGAAUGAUGUGGAGUGAACGAACAAUUUGGUGGUGUAUUGUUUUUUUAUGCGUGAAACAGGGAGUUUCGCAGAAUGUUUCGAGCUUGAGUAAAGUGAGUGAAAACUGUGAAUCCGGAAAACGACAAGACUGUGCUGAUUGUCGCACAGUGAAAAUUUGUAGCUAUGAUCAAACCGUUUUAACAAGUUACAAAUGUCAAGAUGUGGAGCCUGAUAAGCCUUAUUGUGUUGGAAGUGGUAUAUGUUCUUCAGAAUAUGAUUCAGAAAGCGCCUGUGGUGUGGCAGAUGAUCUGUGUCCUUCAACAAAAGCUGGAUUUUAUCCAGACCCUUCCAACUGUACGCAGUAUAUUUAUUGCGAUGAGAAAAAAAUAGCAACGCCUGUGAGUUGUCUUGCUGCCAAUAAUGCCUAUAACCAUUCGUCUUCAUCGUGUUUCCUUCGAAAAGUGCUAGACGAUUGCUUCCAAGUGAAUUGUGAAUUGCUGCAGAAUCGUAAUAAAUGGUUUAUUUAUAAACCAUUUCCUCAAUUUUACUUCUUUUGCUCAAUGAGUGGCCUGCCUGUGAUGUUUGAAUGUCCUCGCGAGUUCGAGGUGUAUGAUGUGAAACUGCAACGAUGCAAGUUUGAAUGUCGAGAAAGUGGUCGUUUUCCGUAUCCGGGAGAUAACAAAAAAUACUACGAAUGUGUCUACGUCACACCUUUCAAGUUGGAAUUGUUCGAGCAGCGGUGUCCAUUGCAGCUUACAUAUGACGAAGAAAAAGGAUCUGCAAUGUAA
Anopheles merus is the source of this 808-nucleotide messenger RNA. RefSeq lists its product as uncharacterized. The record is from RefSeq and is a predicted model, not a curated record. Gene Ontology annotation, molecular function: chitin binding. Lineage: Eukaryota; Metazoa; Arthropoda; Insecta; Diptera; Culicidae. Gene Ontology annotation, cellular component: extracellular region. The coding region runs from base 44 to 808 and encodes 254 amino acids. The transcript has 4 exons.